This is a messenger RNA of Lepisosteus oculatus (spotted gar), 866 nucleotides long. Lineage: Eukaryota; Metazoa; Chordata; Actinopteri; Semionotiformes; Lepisosteidae. The record is from RefSeq and is a predicted model, not a curated record.
GUAACAUUGGUACUGGAUGUCUUGACAGGUAUAUGAAGGUGAGAGAGCGAUGACCAAGGACAACAACUUGCUGGGCAAGUUUGAACUGACCGGCAUCCCUCCAGCUCCCCGUGGUGUUCCUCAGAUCGAGGUCACUUUUGACAUCGAUGCCAACGGCAUUCUGAACGUCUCUGCGGUCGACAAGAGCACUGGCAAGGAGAACAAGAUCACCAUCACCAACGACAAAGGUCGUCUGAGCAAGGAGGAUAUUGAGCGCAUGGUGCAGGAAGCCGAGAAGUACAAGGCUGAGGAUGAUGUGCAGCGCGACAAGGUUUCAUCCAAGAACGCCCUGGAGUCCUAUGCCUUCAACAUGAAGUCCACCAUUGAGGAUGACAAACUGCAGGGCAAGAUCAGUGAUGAGGACAAGCAGAAGAUCCUGGAGAAGUGCAAUGAAGUCAUCAGCUGGCUGGACAAGAACCAGACGGCCGAGAAGGAGGAGUACGAGCACCAGCAGCAGGAGCUGGAGAAGGUGUGCAACCCCAUCAUCACCAAGCUGUACCAGGGUGCCGGAGGCAUGCCAGGGGGGUUCCCAGGGGCUGGGGCAGCUCCCUCUGGUGGCGGCGGCGGCGGCUCUUCAGGUCCCACCAUAGAGGAGGUGGAUUAAUGUUAAGCGAUCGAUGUACUGUAACCCCAAGGACUCCGAUUGCAAGCCAAGGCUGGUCAUUGGCUGUCCACUAUUCAUACCGAUGUAAGCUGCUAUGAUUGAAUUGCUGAAGCACUAGAACCGCUGCACUGCAGCUGGCAGUGUGGUCAAUGUAAUGCUGAAACUAGUUCACACUGGCCAUACGUUUUAAAUCCUGGAAAAUUAAACUUCUACCUGAAAUCUA